This is a messenger RNA of Necator americanus (New World hookworm), 969 nucleotides long. RefSeq lists its product as uncharacterized. Gene Ontology annotation, biological process: chromatin remodeling. The coding region runs from base 1 to 969 and encodes 322 amino acids. Gene Ontology annotation, cellular component: nucleus. NCBI's taxonomy places the organism in Eukaryota, Metazoa, Nematoda, Chromadorea, Rhabditida, Ancylostomatidae. The record is from RefSeq and is a predicted model, not a curated record. The transcript has 2 exons.
AUGGGCUGUAGUGAAGAAGAGAAGGCGUGCUUUUGGGAAGAUCUGGAGCAGUACGUCCAAUCCCUAGAAGGCGAAGUACUUCUAAUCGGAGGAGACUUCGACGGACAUGUCGGUUCUCGGAAAGACGGGUUCGAGAGUUGUCAUGGUGGAUACGGUUGUGGAGUUCGUAACGACGACGGGUUGCGAAUCCUGGAGUAUGCUGUUGCAAGUGACUUGAUCAUUGCUAACACGCAGUAUAGGAAAAGAAAAUCGCAUUUGAUCACGUACACCAGCGGCAGUCGUGAAACACAAAUAGAUUUCUGGAUGUUACGCCGACGAGAUCGCCGACUUCUGCAGGAUUCAAAAGUCAUCCCUACAGAUCAUGUCGCUGCCCAACACCAUCUGCUCAUUAUGGACUUGAAAAUCUCCCGUCCAAGGAAGAGACAUCCAAGAACUGAAACACAGCGCAUCAAAUGGUGGAAUCUGAAGGAUCGAAAGGAGAUAUUUUUGCGCUGCGUGGUUUGGAACGAGGAAGUUCAGGCGGCAAUUUGUGAGAAGAAGUUCAAGUAUAAGCUCUGGUGGAGGACACGUCAGCCUGAAGAUCAGGGUGCUUACCUAGCGGCGAAAAGGGAGGCUAAGAAGGCAGUCUCCAAGGCGAAGUCGGACUGCCACAAGGCUGUGUACGACAUGCUUGAUACCAGAGAGGGCGAGCGGGCAGUGUAUCGUUUAUUCAGAGCACGUCAUCGCUCAAACUUGGAUAUGGAACACACCAAGAUCGUUAAGGGAGCUGAUAGAGCCGUUCUGCGCCGCCCUGGUCAGAUCCUGGAGAGGUGGCGAGAGUACUACAACCACUUGUGUAACGAAGAGUUCUAUCAUCCUCCGAUCCCAACUGUUCCCAGCUUCGAGGGUUCUGUUCUACCAAUUACUGCCGUCGAAGUCAGUGCUGCCCUCGCAAAAAUGAAGUCGAACAAGGCAACAACAAGGUCCUGA